UCCCUCACCCAGCUACGGGCAAAUCUCCUCUCUUCCUCUCGGAAAGAAGCAUAUAAUAUAACCCGAGACCUCUCCUCUCCUCUCCUCUCCUCUCCUCUCCUUUAGUGUCCUCUUUUAGUUCUAUACUAAUGGCUUCUUCUAGUAUUAGGCCUUGUAUCCUUUGUAUUAUGAUAGUAGUAGCUUGUCUUCUGUUCCAGUGCUCCUAUGGUGCUAGAAAGCUCAAUGUCUUAGUGGAGGAACAAUCUCCAGUCUUAACCUACCACAAGGGGGCUCUCCUCACCGGUCCUGUAUCGGUGAACCUCAUCUGGUACGGUAAGUUCGCCGCCUCGCAGCGAGCCAUCAUCUCCGACUUCGUCACUUCCCUCUCCACGAAGGGCAGUGACCAGAAGCAGCCGGCGCCGUCGGUGUCCACCUGGUGGAAGACCACCGAAAAGUACUACGCCCAGUCGAAGACCAAGUUCCCUGCGCUCACUCUCGGUGAGCAGAUCCUCGACGACUCCUACUCCCUCGGCAAGUCGCUCACCGACGCCGACAUCGCCAAGCUGGCGAGCCGCGGGGCUCCGAAGAACGCCGUCAAUGUCGUCUUAACGGCGGCUGACGUCGCGGUCGAGGGGUUCUGCAUGAGCCGGUGCGGGACACACGGGUCCUCGCCCCGGUCUAAGUCCGGCCGGUUCGCUUACAUCUGGGUCGGCAACUCGGCGACGCAGUGCCCGGGUCAGUGCGCGUGGCCCUUCCACCAGCCGGUCUACGGCCCCCAGACCCCGCCGUUGGUGGCGCCUAACGGCGACGUCGGGAUCGACGGCAUGGUGAUCAACUUGGCGAGCAUGAUGGCCGGCACGGUGACCAACCCGUUCGGUGACGGAUUCUACCAGGGGCCGAACGAGGCGCCGUUGGAGGCCGCGACGGCGUGCCCGGGGGUUUAUGCCAAGGGGGCGUAUCCGGGAUAUCCCGGGGAUUUGUUGGUGGACUCCACCACCGGGGCGAGCUACAACGUGAACGGGGCCAGCGGGAGGAAGUACCUGGUUCCAGCUUUGUUUGACCCGUCGACUUCCUCCUGCUCCACCUUGGUGUAGAAGUAGGGGAAAAGUUAAUGGUCGUAGUGGGCUCUGGGAUGUACACGGAUAAAGAGAUGGGGGGGGGGGCACUUGAAUGUUACUAUAGAUAUAUAUGGUUUGUAAUUCUUUCAUUCAUUCGAUGAAAUUUAAAUUAUGUCUUUCUAUUA
Molecule: messenger RNA, 1222 nt
Organism: Phoenix dactylifera (date palm)
Lineage: Eukaryota; Viridiplantae; Streptophyta; Magnoliopsida; Arecales; Arecaceae
Source: RefSeq, a predicted model, not a curated record